UCCCCAUUCCCAUCCCAAUACAGACGAGUCACCCUACCACUUAUCCGCGCUCUACUCGUGAAGCUAACCCGUAAUCACCAUCAUCCAUCAACUGCCCAUCCACGGUCCGGCCAUCGGACGUUCAUCUGGCUUCCGCGAAAAUGGUAAACCCAAUGGCGGCAGACACUCCCAUGCCGCCGCAGCGCUUCUAUGGGUUUAGUCACGUCCAGGUACAAGUGUCGUGCCGAGCCUUCCGAUGGGAACAGUCAGAAGGCUUAAACUGACCGUCGUUCUAUCGCGAUUUUCCGUUCUCUUUCAUCUUUCUUUUCUUUCAACCUUCCCUUUGUCUCCUCCCCCAUUGUCACAACCUCUCCCCAAUCUCCCUACCCACGACUUCCUCUCGCCCAGAGAAAAAAAAGUCGAGGCUAGAAAUCGGGAAUACCAACCAACCAACCAACCAAAACCAUGCCGCCCCCAAACAUACUCACACGAACCUCCCGCUUCCUCGGCCUGCACUCCCUCAACGCCACAGGCCGCGAUGCAUACCUCGUGAUAACGCUCCGGUCCCUGCGCAUGUUCUCCGCAGGCAUCCCAUCUCUAAUCCUCGCGCUCUUCUUCUCGUCCCUGCAUUUCGAAGAUGCGCGGAUCGGACUGUUCAUGACGCUAACCCUCCUCGGCGACGUUUUGCUCUCUCUGGUCCUCACCCUCAUCGCAGACCGCGUCGGGCGGCGCAGGGUCCUUUUCCUGGGGUCCGCGAUGAUGGCGGUGUCUGGGACGGCGUUCGCUAUGAGUGAGAAUUUCUGGGUUUUGCUGGUCGCGGCGGUGUGUGGUGUUAUUAGUGUGACGGGUGCGGACUGUGGGCCUUUCAGGGCGGUUGAGGAGAGUAUUUUGAGUGGGUUGACGACGGAGGGGAAGGGGGGUGUGGGCGGGACGAGGAGUGAUGUUCUGGCUUGGUAUGUUACGGCUACGACGCUGGCUGGAAGCAUUGGGACGGAGGUUGCGGGGAGAGUGGUGCAGUUUGUAGAGAAGAAGGCUGGUGGGAGUGGGAAGGAGGGGAGUAAAGAGGCAAAUGAAAGGAGGGCUUUCCAUGUGUUGUUCUGGGGGUAUGCAAUUUUCGGUGCUGUUGGAUGUCUGCUAUGUCUCGGGCUGAGCAGGAGAUGCGAAGCAUCUGGCGAGAUCAGAGAAAGAGGCGGAAAAGGGUUGAGCGGGACAGGAACAGGAGAAGAAGAGGAAGUCCUCCUCCAAGCCGUCACCCCUUCCACCACCGACGGCUUCGAAGACGACACACCACCAACCCACCGUCAACCAUCAGACAUCCGCGUCACCAAAUCACCCCCCACCAAAAAGAGCUACUUCUCCCAAAUCUCCGCCCCAACCCGCAGCAUCAUGUACAAGCUCUGGAUCCUCCUCGCCAUCGACUCCCUCGCCGACGGCAUGACCCCCUACUCCCUAAUGAACUACUACGUCGACCAGAAAUUCCACCUCUCCAAGUCAACCCUGGGCGACAUAACCUCCGCCUCCCAAUUCCUCUGCGCCGUAUCCUCCAUCUUCGCGGGCCCGCUCUCCAAGAAAAUAGGCCUCAUCAACACAAUGGUCUUCACGCACCUCCCCUCCUCCAUCGCCUCCGCUUUCAUCCCCCUGCCCUCCUCCGUAGGCUGGACCGUCUCUCUACUGCUCUUCCGCGCCGCCCUCAACUCAAUGGAUCAGGCGCCCCGCACUGCUUUCAUCGCUGCGGUCGUUAAGCCGGAGGAGCGGACUGGUGUCAUGGGGAUUACAAGUAUGCUUCGUACGCUUGCUAUGAGUGUUGGGCCGUCGAUCACGGGGCUCCUGGCGGGGAAUAAUACUUUCUGGGCCGCGUUCGUGGCGACGGGGAUCUGUAGGAUUACGUACGAUUUGGGGCUUUGGGUGUUGUUUGUUAAUGUGAAGGUUGGCCGGGAUCGCGAGGAGGAUGAGGAUGUGAGGAGAGGGGGGAGGGAGAGCAUUGAUGAGGAGGACGCGGCGUGGGGUGGGCUGCUGAGCGAUACGGAGAGUGAGGGGAGUAGUGGGGGGAGUAGGAAGGGGAGUAAGGAUGACGAGAGAGGAGUGACCGGGGGCAGAUUUGGGAAGAAUGAUGUGGGUGUUUGAGGGCGGUUCAAUUGAGGGCGGUUGAGGAGUACGAAGUUGUGGGUUUCCUUUGGGUUUUCACGAGGUUUUAUGAUGGGAUGAAUAUGAGACGCACGCAUUGGCAUACACAUAUGCAUAUAUACACAUA
This is a messenger RNA of Aaosphaeria arxii CBS 175.79, 2230 nucleotides long. Its product is annotated as MFS general substrate transporter. Lineage: Eukaryota; Fungi; Ascomycota; Dothideomycetes; Pleosporales. The coding region runs from base 445 to 2103 and encodes 552 amino acids. The record is from RefSeq and is a predicted model, not a curated record. Gene Ontology annotation, cellular component: fungal-type vacuole membrane. The transcript has a single exon. Gene Ontology annotation, molecular function: transmembrane transporter activity. Gene Ontology annotation, biological process: transmembrane transport.